This is a messenger RNA of Aureobasidium namibiae CBS 147.97, 261 nucleotides long. RefSeq lists its product as uncharacterized. The transcript has a single exon. Lineage: Eukaryota; Fungi; Ascomycota; Dothideomycetes; Dothideales; Saccotheciaceae. The record is from RefSeq and is a predicted model, not a curated record. The coding region runs from base 1 to 261 and encodes 86 amino acids.
AUGGUCCUCGGUCCCACCGCUCGCCUGUGGCUUCCCUACCUCAACUUUACCGUCGCCAUCUCGGCUUUGGGUUUCCAGACUGCUGUCUUGUAUCCCUGGCACGAAGAGCUUGACAAGGAGUUCAAGAUUCUCAAGCAAGAGCACAAAGAGCAACUCCAUUUGCAUCAAAAAGUCACUCUCAAGCAACUUCAAGAUCUGGAGACGAGGAUCACGGUGACUGAGAAAGCCAUGCCAGGUGUAAGUUUGAGCCGAAUGCCAUGA